Molecule: messenger RNA, 1285 nt
Organism: Bursaphelenchus xylophilus (pine wood nematode)
Lineage: Eukaryota; Metazoa; Nematoda; Chromadorea; Rhabditida; Aphelenchoididae
Source: the annotation of a GenBank genome assembly
AUGAGACAAAUGUCUGUUCCGUAUUAUACUUCAGUCCAAUCCGGAUACUCAUAUGUCCGGCAGUCCAAGGCAACGACUUUUGUGCAAAACGCACGGUCGUUGUUGUACCAUUAUGGACUGACAAGUAGGGGUUUUAAAAUUUUUGUUGAUAAAUUUACCGGAGAGAUGGCGUAUUUUAUUUAUAAUUUUAGAGAACAAACAAAGUUUCGUGGCGGUUAUAAUGGUAAUGCUUCUCAUUUUCUGGGGUUUCCGACUUCUAAGACCACCUGAAAGACUGAGACAGAUCGUGAUCAUCACUCCGACCAUGCAAAGGCCGGAGAGAAUCGCCGACUUGACCAUGUAAGAACCCGAUUUUUUCUCUGCUUUCUUUUGUCCCAAAUAAACGAUUUUUACAAAAUUUGUUGAAACUAUCUUUAGGUUGUCGCAGACCCUUUCGCAAGUCCCAAAUAUCCACUGGAUCCUCGUCGAAGAUGGGGACGCUCCAAAUCCGAUUGUUCCCAAGUUCCUGUCUAUGUUCAAAAUCCCGUAUACUUAUUUGCACACAACGAACCAAGGCUUGCCUUGUCGAGGUUGGGCUCAACGCAAUGUUGCGAUGGACUAUUUGCGACGGAAUCGCGGAAAAUUCGCCGAUGAUACUGUGGUUUACUUCGGCGAUGACGACAACUCGUACGACCUGCGGCUUUUUGAGCGCUAUAUCCGGAAAGUGGAUUACAUGGGAGUGUGGGCGGUCGGGUUGCCCGGAAAUGCGCUGGUGGAGCACCCUUUGGUGAAGAAUGGAAAAGUGGUUGGAUGGCAUUCGGCGUUUAGGCCUGAUCGAAACUUUGGAACGGAUAUGGCUGGAUUUGCGCUGAAUAUCGACGUUAUUGUCAAGUCAAAGUGAGUAAAAAUCGUUUAGUUGGAGAGGAAGGCAUUUUUCUAUUACACUGUACGGAUAGCAUAGAAAUUUUUUGCAAAUAUUUUAUCUUUCAGCGCUUCCUUCAAUUUGCACUGUGCAGGCACGAUGCCGGAGGAUUGUUUGCUAACACAGAUGAAAAUCGACAAAUCAAGGAUCACUCCAUUUGGUUGGGAGGGCGACGAAAAGGAGAUCCUAAUAUGGCAUCGGAAGACCGAAGCCGCGCCCAACGAUAAGUUCCCCACCAACGGCUAUUUGGUGGAAGACCGGAGACCUCCAAGUCCAUUGUGUGUUCGUUUCAAAGGCAUUGUAUAUAUGACAUAUCCGCAGGCCUUACUAGUUGCUAAGUUGUACAAUACGACGGAGGCGCCAAAGCCGUUUACGGCGUUGUAA